Messenger RNA from Thermothelomyces thermophilus ATCC 42464, 762 nucleotides. RefSeq lists its product as uncharacterized. The transcript has 7 exons. The record is from RefSeq and is a predicted model, not a curated record. NCBI's taxonomy places the organism in Eukaryota, Fungi, Ascomycota, Sordariomycetes, Sordariales, Chaetomiaceae. Bases 1 to 762 code for a protein of 253 amino acids.
AUGCAAGUCUUCCUCUGCAGGGACUUGGGCCCGCAGGCAGCUUGUCCGUCACCGAGCAGCCGAACUGGCGUCAUUCACCCCGUCUGCAAAUGCGGCCAAUCCAUCCUCCGCUCAACGCCUGUCGAUCUCGUGUCGAUUGGUGGACCACCCAGAGAGCAGAGCAGCACACCCUCCGCGAGGACACUACGCGGUCUUGCAGAUGCUUCGCAUGUCUGGGCGACUUUUAAGCUGGCCGCCGCCCCGGGGCAAACGAGCAACCACCCCUCGGCCAACGAAUGGCAGGGCAAACCUCUGUACCGCGGCGGUUCGACUAGAGUUCACGACCACACCCUGCUCGUGGAUAGUGGCCACUCGUUCAAUCCUUCUCCAUCCCCAAGGAAGAUGGAAGAAAUCAUCUCUACAUUCAAGUACGUGCCAAGGACGCCCGCCCUCGGGGAUGCACUGCCCAUUGAUCAACCCGACCGGUUGAGCAGUUCGUUCAGUAGCGUUCCCUUCAGUCUCGACCUCGUGGAUCCCCGCAUUAUAGGGGUUCAUCCUGUGCAAGGCUCAAAGUCCAAGUGUACACCACUACUCCGUAUGGGAGUGUACCCGAGACAUCGCCCCACAUGCACCGCUCAAUCGCUGCCGUUGGCACCGCAAAAGCCCGGCACGGGGGUGGCAAUGGACAUCCCGUCUUGGGCCGCUUUUAGUGUACCCAACAAGAUUCCCGCGCUGGGCGUCGAGGGUCUGCUGCCCAAUGACACCUCAAAAUGUGCCUUUUGA